This is a messenger RNA of Phyllostomus discolor (pale spear-nosed bat), 1849 nucleotides long. It is a transcript of the gene TNFAIP8L3, whose product is annotated as TNF alpha induced protein 8 like 3. Gene Ontology annotation, biological process: regulation of apoptotic process. Gene Ontology annotation, cellular component: cytoplasm. The transcript has 2 exons. Bases 108 to 872 code for a protein of 254 amino acids. Lineage: Eukaryota; Metazoa; Chordata; Mammalia; Chiroptera; Phyllostomidae. The record is from RefSeq and is a predicted model, not a curated record.
CGUGUGGAGGACGUGCUGGGGCCUGUGUCUAAAUUGCUUUGGAGUGUUUAUUGAGUCUGUGUCUGCAAGACCUGAGUUCCAGGGAUUAAUCACUGUCCACUGAGGAAAUGAGUCCGGGGUGCACAGAGGGGGUGGAAUAUGAGAUGGGGAGGGGCCAGACAAGGGCUGCAGAAGGUGGCCAGUGGGGCUGGCUGGCCAUCCACUCUGCAUGUCACUUAUGUCACUUCCACAUGGCCACAGAGCACUGGGUGGAAAGCCCUAGAGAUCCUAGAGGGCCUUCAACCCUCAAAGGAAAAUUUGUUGUUUUUUGUCCCGAUGUUUUCAGUUCCAAGAGCCUUGCCAUUCAAGCUCAGAAGAAGAUUCUGAGCAAAAUAGCCAGCAAAACUGUGGCCAGCAUGUUGAUUGAUGACACCAGCAGUGAGAUCUUUGACGAGCUCUACAAAGUCACCAAAGAGCACACCCGCAACAAGAAGGAGGCCCACAAGAUCAUGAAAGACUUAAUCAAGGUGGCAAUCAAAAUUGGGAUCCUCUACCGGAACAACCAGUUCAACCAGGAGGAGGUUGCCAUCGUGGAGAAGUUCAGGAAGAAGCUGAACCAGACCGCCAUGACCAUCAUCAGCUUCUAUGAGGUGGAAUACACCUUCGACAAGAACGUGCUCUCCAAGCUCUUACAUGAGUGCAAGGACCUGGUGCAUGAACUGGUGCAGCGACACCUGACACCCAGGACCCAUGGGCGCAUCAACCACGUCUUCAACCACUUUGCUGAUGUAGAGUUCCUCUCUACCCUUUAUAGUCUGGAUGGAAACUGUAGACCCAACCUCAAGAGGAUUUGUGAAGGAAUCCAUAAAUUGCUCGAUGAGAACGUCCUUUGAAUAUCUUCGUUCUUCCUGGACUUUGCUGCGUUCAUGCUACAGCACCCAGCGUGGUCUGGGUGAGAAUCAAGACAACAGGAAGACACCCUUGUCAAAGACACACCCAUGUUCUGUCCUUUUCUUCCCUCCAGUGUUGAUGUAGAAUCGAGCUCGGGUGGGUUUAUUCCCUGAGCUCGUUGAUGAGGUCUGUACUUAAAAGUCACCUUUGUCUGCAAGCCCAAAGGAAAUUUCAUCUGUUCUACGCAGAAAGGCUGCCCUGCUCUUCCAGGAGACCUCAGUUCCUCUUGUGGAGUGGAAGGAGCCCUGGACUAGGAGUCGGAGGACAUGGGUUUGGUUUCCAGCUUCACCAGUUACGACUCCUCUGUCCUCUGGGUCCUGGAACCAGAAUGCCCGCCUGCCUGCCUCCCAGGGCUGCUCUAAGGAUCAAAUGAAACAGUGUAUGUUCACACUUUUGAAAACACUAAUGUAGGGUCUUACUUUCUCUUCAGUGUGUGAGAGGGACCAACCUGGAUCCAGACUACCAUGAGGCAAAGAACAGAACAAUAGUCUCUGGUGGUCUGGGUGUACAGUCUGUCUCUAGAUGUGCUAUUUCAAACAAAUGGGAAAUGAAUCUAAAGAUGUGAAAAAAUAUAGCUGCAAAUUGGGAAAGUGUUUUUCAGAAGCUAUCUUUUAGGUCUCAGAUGUGAAGAUUCAUGAUCCUCCAGUGGGUGAGUGGAGCUCGCCCCCCGUUGCACAGAUGCCAAACUGUGCUCCACCUGCAGGACCGGCUGUCCCCCAUCCACGGGCACAGUCCAUGAGACACGGAGGGCUUAUUCUGGCAUGCACAAGCGAGUCUGGCAAAAUGAACCUCCUGUCUGUCUUUCUGGACCCUUCAUAGUCAUUUUGUGCUGUUUUCUCUGGUUCAUUAAUAAAUUGAAACUACCCCUCCAACAAGUGGUUUUGGAAUUGUGAUUCAAAAAUAAAAUCCCUUGGAGUUA